UUUCAUGUAAAUACUGUGGUAUACAAUGAAGGUUGGGUGAUGAAGGCUCUUCUGGCUAAAUGUUGAUCAAUUGUGUUAUGUUGCCCUCUUUUAAUAAUCUACACAUCUCCCAAUUAUGACACUUUGAUGCGGAUUCACAGACAAAACUUCAGCAAACUCCAGACUAAAAUGCAUAUUUGUGCUGUCUUAACUAAAAAGAACUUACACUUACUGAUCUUAAAAUAUUUAUGUGCCAUUGUUUUGUGUCGUGCACACCAGUAGACUCCUGAGACACAUUAAAACUAAACGCUGCUUAGAUGUUUGUUUUAAUGCAUUCAUUAAAAAUGUGUAUAAUCAAUGAUCUGUAGUUUAAACUUCUAUUUACUUUUUUAUUCCAAAUGUGAAUUGUAUGUGUAAAUAUCUCACCACUAGAGGACAAACACUCACACUGGCUUAGAUGUUGAAUCAGAGGGAUUUGAUCUGUUAUUCUCUUAUUUCACAACUAAAUUUAACUCAUUUAUGCCUUAAUGGCAGAGCAUUUUCACAAAGGUUUGGCUAAUCGAGACUGUGACUUUCUGUAUGAGACUGACAUCUAGUGGACUUGUUUAUUAUAUGACUGACAUACCUGUUUGCACACGUUGCAUAAACACAACCAGGAAAUACUUUGAGUUCAGGGAAACUGAAAGUGAUUUCGGGCUGUUGUGUGUUUAGUUUUAUUGUUUGUAAGUAAAUACGGUGAAAUGGCAGAAGCCAGUAUUUCAGUGAUUCAGGAUCAGUUCAUCUGUUCAAUCUGUCUGGAUCUACUGAAGGAUCCAGUGACCAUUCCCUGUGGACACAGUUACUGUAUGAGCUGUAUUACAGGCUACUGGGAUCAAGAUGAUCAGAAGAGAAACUACAGCUGCCCUCAGUGCAGACAGACCUUCACUACAAGACCUGUUUUAAAUAAAAACACCAUGCUGGCUGAAGUGGUGGAGAUACUGAAGAAGACAAAACUCCAGACUGAUCGACCUUCUCUCAGUUAUGCUGAAGUUGAAGAUGUGAAGUUUGACGUCUGUACUGAGAGAAAACACAAAGCUGUCAAGUCCUGUCUGAAAGAACUGAAGGAGACGCAGAGAAAAUACCAGCAGAGAAUCCAGGAGAGCCAGAAGAAGCUUCAGGAGCUGAGAGAUGCUGUGAAGACUCAUAAGCGCUCUGCACAGACAGCAGUGGACGACACUGAGAGGAUCUUUACUCAACUGAUCCAAACCAUUGAGAGAAGACGAUCUGAGGUGACACAGCUGAUCAGAGAUCAGGAAAAGACUGCAGUGAGUGAAGCUAAAGGACUCUUGAAGCGACUGGAGCAGGAGAUUGAUGAUCUGAGGAGGAGAGACGCUGAGCUGGAGCAGCUUUCAAACACAGAUGAUCACAUCCAUUUCCUCCAGAGUUUUCAGUCUCUCUCUGUUCCUCCUGGAUCUUCAGACUCACUCAGCAUCACUGUCAGCUCUCUCAUCUCUUUUGAUGAUGUAGGAAAAUCUUUGUCUCAUCUGAGAGAGAAACUGGAGGAUUUCUGUAGAGAAGAGAUAGAGAAGAUUUGUGAUAAAGUUUUUCGUGAACCUGAGACCAGGGAGCAGUUCCUAAAAUAUUAUCAUCACUUCACUGCAGAUCCAAAAACAGCACAUAAACGUCUCUGUCUGUCUGAGGGGAACAGAGUGAUUACUAAAACUGACACAGUCCAGCCUUAUCCUGAUCAUCCAGACAGAUUUGAUGUUUGUCGUCAGGUGUUGUGUAGUGAGAGUGUGAGUGGACGCUGUUACUGGGAGGUUGAGUGGAGUGGUGUGGUGUUUAUAUCAGUGUCAUAUAAGAGCAUCAGCAGGAAGGGACGGGGUGAUGAGUGUUGGUUUGGACGUAAUGAUCAGUCCUGGAGAUUGCGCUGCUCUGACUUCAGUUGUUUAUUCCUGCACAAUAACAUCGAGACUGAACUCCCUGUAGUGUCCAGAUCUUCUAGAAUAGGAGUUUAUGUGGAUCACAGUUCAGGAUCUCUGUCCUUCUACAGCGUCUCUGACACAAUGACCCUCAUCCACAGAGUCAACACCACAUUCACUAAACCUCUCUAUCCUGGGUUUAAUGUUCGUGGAUCAGUAAAACUGUGUGAUAUUUAAGUAAUAUCGCUCGAGUAAGAAUGUGAUAUAGCUCUAUAUCAUCACGGCUGUGAUUAGGCCAGAGGCACGAGGCCGUAGGCAAUCACAGCCGUGAUGAUAUAGAGCUAUAUCACACGACUCCGAGAGCGAUAUUGCUUUUAUACAACAGUUCGACGGCACACGUUUGAAAAACGAAAACUAGAAUACAACAACGGAGUUAUUUUAAAAGCCUCUUUCUUUGGGAACUACUUCUUCCGCCACGGAUUUGAGGGCGGCCAGAAUGACAGGUAAAACUUUCGGCUGCUUUGAAGCUCAUAAUAACUCAAUGGACGGAAAAGCCGUUACUUUAUAUUACCGUUUCUUGGUCACAAAGUGUAGUUUUAAGAUUAGUUCAGUCGAGAAUGUAUAUGUAUUAUAUUUAAAUCUGAAGUCGAUUAGUAAAGAUAGCGCCUGUUUGAACGUUUGCUUAGUGAGAUUCGGUACGAAUGAGAACCAAAGCAUGAGCGGACGUCAGUGUUCACUCGCCCAGCUGACCACCGCCCUCUCUGGGCUACAUCUCUGACAUGGAUUCCCUGGCUCUCAUGUUGGCCUUGUUUGUUUAUGAUCGUCAAAAUGAGAUCAAAUCAGCAGUAUUUGGUGUCAUGAUCAAACUAUUAGCCUACUUGUUUUUUAUUCAUAUUUAGUGUCUUUUGUGUUGUUAUUGUUUUGGCGCAAGGUAAAAGUUAAUAAAACUAUAAUUGUAUAACGUUACUAUUGCUUUCUUAUUUAUUCUUAACGCGAUACGAUCACUCGAUUAUUAUUAUUAAACUUUGUUGUCAGUACUAUACAAAACGGUGUCAGAGAGAUGUUUUUGCAUGCUGCUUAUAAAUAUACCAGUGGCGAUAUCUCAUAACAUGUUUUAAUAGUCACGUCACGAUAAAGUAAAUGAUCAAUGUCCACAUUUAAAAGCUGCGGUGCUAACCUGCAGUUCCACUGUGUUUUCGCGUUCUGAUAAAAGAUAUAGCUCCAGAAAAAAACGAGUGUUUAUAUUCCUCUUUCCAAGUGUUAAUCGUCCACACGAUGUGACAAUACAUUUCUCCCAUUAACUUUAACGUAACAUCCAAGAGCGCUGAUCUUUGACGGAAUAAUAACCGAUUGGCGAUUCACAGACUGAUUUAUGAGCUAGUGAACUAAUGAGACACACGGAGAGUGAUUCAAAACAGCGCGUCUGUGUUUUUCCAUUCAGAGAUGAGCCUGCUUAGGACCUCCAUUCACUAGGUGGCGGAAUAAUACGGAAGGUGAAGCGGUUACAGUGCCGUUAUCAGCACAAUAUCGCAUAGCUCUUAGCCAAUCAGAUUCGAGAACCAGAAAGAACUGUUGUAUAAAACAAUAUAGAUGAUACAGAGAGUCUACAAAUAAUUUCUUAAUGAAGUCUGAACAUGAUGAAUCAACAACAAAGAAAUAAUAAGUAUUUCAUUUUCUAAUCAGCAAUUUCAAAUAAUUGAUUGUAAUGUUAUAUUUUAAUAAUUGUAUUUUGUCCUGUCAAACAGAAGUAGCUGUUCAGUAAUUAUUCACAGUUAAUAUUAUUCAUCUACAGCCGUGCAUUCUUUUAUGUGUAGAAACCACUAUAAAUAAAAUGUUGUACAAGCCACUAAAAUGUAUGGGUCUGAAUUAGAAAUUAAUCUCAAAUCACUUAUUUUUAAGACAAACAUUUAAUUUUGACAUUUAGUUUGACAUAAGUUUAAUCCAAAG
Paramisgurnus dabryanus is the source of this 3827-nucleotide messenger RNA. Its product is annotated as nuclear factor 7, brain-like. Gene Ontology annotation, molecular function: protein binding. Lineage: Eukaryota; Metazoa; Chordata; Actinopteri; Cypriniformes; Cobitidae. The record is from RefSeq and is a predicted model, not a curated record.